Messenger RNA from Medicago truncatula (barrel medic), 1137 nucleotides. RefSeq lists its product as uncharacterized. The transcript is spliced from 2 exons. Lineage: Eukaryota; Viridiplantae; Streptophyta; Magnoliopsida; Fabales; Fabaceae. Bases 199 to 777 code for a protein of 192 amino acids. The record is from RefSeq and is a predicted model, not a curated record.
CUUGAAUGUUAAAUGUUAAAACCAACCAAGAUCUGCAACAACAGGAAAGUACACAACAAUUUCGCAGGUAAUGUGUUGUUGAGUACUACCUUAGAUCCAAUCUUAUGUCUUUACGUCAAAACCUAGCCGCAGCUUGAACACAACAAACCUAGUAGCAGUGGUUGAAUUCAGCCAUAAUCAUCAUCAUGGAUUAUUUAGAUGAAGACAUCGUUCCAUUCCACAUCCUUUCGCCACUUGAUCAUAAUCAAAGAAGAUCUAAUGCGUAAGAUUUGCAUCUCCACUUGGCCUUCCUUGCUUUACAAAGAUGGGUACCCUUGCCGAAUCAUCUCCAGAUUCCCCGGUAGUUACCGUUACAACUUUCAUGUACGCAUUGAUGUAUUUUUACAUGGACAAGGAGGAGAACCUUUUUAUAGAGAUCUUACAAUGGAACAAGUAGACACAACAGAAUAUCCUUGGGCCCACUUGGGAGAUAGAAAGAAAUUCUUUCAUUUAAAGAGAGCAGGCUGUGAGGAAUACUUGAAACAAAAUAUGAGGUUUAGUUUUGUGGUUGUCGAAAUAAAAAGAAAGUGUGUGGGGAGCUUGUUUCAUCCUUCUACUUGUAAACCUGUUUCGGUGAAAGAGAGGAGCACAGGCGUGCUCAGAGGGAUUGAUUUGGUGUUUGAGACCUUCAUACCGGCAGCACCUGUAGGGUUUUAUACAGAGAUGGUCAAGUGUGAGGUGAAGAUCACGUCCGUGGCUGGGAAGAAGGUAAAGAAGAUAGGUUCUACAUGGAUAUAAUUAACUUUACAAUGAAUGGAAAACAAUUGACUUCGUGGUAUGGUAGCUUAAUCAUCUCCAAUUUUAUUGAAAAUGGGGUGAGGAAGAUCAAGAAACAAACUUGACAAGUUCUCGGAUGGAUGGUAAAGGUAAUUUAUAUUUGUGUAGGUUUUAUUUUAUAUAUUCUAACCUAAAUCCCUAAGGAUGAAGGUUUUAUUUGUGUAGGUUUUGAGUACGAGUUUGCUGUUUUAGAACGUGGUUUUGAGUUUGAGCUUGAGUUUGAAGUUGAAUUAGCAGUUGAGUUUUCCAUUAUUGACACAUAAUAUUAAUGUAUAUUGUUAUAACUUUUUUUAAUGAAAUAAAUGGCUCCGGUUAGAUGCA